AUGGCAGAGACGCCUGUGGGCGAUCGCAAGUGUGCGAUUGAGGCGCCGCCUCAACCUGUACAGUCGGUUUCGUUUUCCAAUGUCACAGAAGAAUGCUUCGAUUCCUUUUGCAAGAGUUUACUUGACGACACCUCUCUGAACCCAUGCGACCGCAUUUUGCAGUUGCUUGAGCAAGCGCCUGUGCAGGAACCGCCCCGCGACGGGGCCCAAGCAGGUGCAAAGAGUUUCCAAGUCGGUGUCUACAAUCAUGGAGGGGUUACGGGGCUUCGAGCCGCCACGCACAGAUACCCUCAUGCUUGUCGAAUUUUGACCGACGCAGUUCGGCUGGUGUAUGCUGACCACGUCUUUUCAACAGUUGCCCUGUUCCGCAACAUACAGGUUGCGCCUCAUGCUGACUCGCGCAACAGUCCAGUGCCAAACUUGAUUGUCCCUAUCACUCUGUUUUCGGGAGGUCAACUGUUUGUCGUGCACCAGGAUGGACCCGACCGACACGUGUGCGAUGGAACCGAGGAGUCAGGGUUUUGCUUGGAUGUAGCUGCGAAGCCUUGGCUGUUCGAUGCAAAACAUUGCAAACACUUCACAUUGCCCUGGAAAGGGUCGCGGCUGGUCAUGGUUGCUUUUACGGUUGGCCUCCUUCGCAACCUUUCCAGUCAGGAUGCUGCCGUUGUGGCAGGUCUCGGCUUCAACCUGCCUCCAUGUGACAUGCCUGAACGGGGUUGUCCCAAGCCUGCGUCGACCUCCUGGGCCUGGACCAGCAGGAGCACAGAAGGGCAGCAACUCCCUGAGAUCAGGGCCCCGGAGGUCGAUGGUCAAUCCACGGAUACGCAACAUCCUUCAAUGCUUGAUACGGCCGAUGAUGGGCAGCAAAUCCCUGAGAGCAGGGCCCCGGAGGUCGGUGAUUCGGUAUCUCUGCCGGGUGAUGGCCCUCUUCUUGUUGAGUUGUGCGCCGGAUCCGCGGUGCUGAGCAGCGUGGCUUCUACGCGUGGAUUCUCGACCCUUGCGGUUGAUCAUGCCUUGAACCGUCACACACCCAAAAGCAAGAUCACUGUCUUAGACUUGAGCCUUCCAUCCUCGUGGAGCACGUUGGGGUACAUCCUAGAGAACCGAGAGGUGGCUCUCUUGUUCGCCGCGCCCCCGUGUGGGACUUGUUCCGCAGUGCGGGAAAUCCCGCUGGCGGACGGGUCAAUGGGCCCGCCUGUGUUGCGCAUGCAUACGUAUCCCUAUGGAGUGCCGGACUUGUCCCCGCAUAACCCGUUCAAGGUUGAGAAGGCCAAUGCCUUGUACGAGUGCUUGGCGGAGUUCCUGCUACCGGCACGUAAGCGCAAUAUCCCUUGGAUGGUGGAAAACCCCACCGGCAGCCUGCUUUGGAUCUUGCCUUGUUUUGCAGAGCUCGUCAAGCUCGGACGGUUUUCGCACUGCGAGUGUCCGGGAGAUCAUGAACAGGAGCCGUGGGGACAGGAAGCAGAUGGGUCUUUUGCCACGGCCCUCGAAGCUGAGUACCCACCAAAGCCGUGCCAUGCUGUUUGUGAUUUUGCUGAACACGUGUGCCGUGAGCGGGCGCUUCCCUUAGGUUCUGCUGCUCCUCUGGUGCCGAGGGCCUACCGUCAACCCCGGGGCCGGCUGCAUCCGCAGGUCAUCCCCGAGUACCAGCAUACCGUCUCCAGCAUUUUGCCCGCGCUGCCGUCUCUUGACGGCAAGCAAUGCCUGCAUAGGGAUUUGCAGACUCCUCGAGGUCUUUUGCCCGCUGGGAGCAAGCUUCUGCGUUCCGAGAAUAGGGGAGGUGGUAAGUGGGAUCCCUUGUCCUUUGUAGAAGAGGCGAGGAGGCUUUGUCACCCUUUCGACUCGCUGGCCCACCUGCCAGACUACUUGAUCACCGCCCUUCAUGAGCAGCUUUCCUUGUCACCAAUGGACUUGACGAAGCUGAGGCUGACGCGUUUGAAGCAUUGGCAGGAGGCCGACACCAAAGGAUGGCUGGAGGGCCCCCUUUCCCCUGCCGAAGUCAGCGAUCGCCUAGGAGAAUGGCUCCCUGUGCGGAGGUUUGCCGUGCGUCAGGGGGCGAAACUGCGCCCCAUCGACGACCUGCGUGAGAAUGAGGUCAAUUCCUGCUUUUCGAGUGUUGAGCGGGUCACCUUGUCUGCCAUGGACCAUGUGUUGUGGUCGGCUAAUACCUUGGUUGCAUACUUCCGGGAUAGGGGUGCCUACCGCUUUACUUUAUCCACAGGCCAGGUGCUGUCGGGCAAGGUUCAUCACGCUUGGUCAGAUGCCGGGGCCGAGUUGCGCAUGUCGUCGCUAGACCUAAAAUCAGCGUAUAAGCAGCUCCCCUUGUCUCCGAUGGAUCACAACAAGUCCAUCGUGUGCCUCCGGAACCCUCGGAGUAUGGCGUUGGAGUGCUACAUCAUGAAGACGCUCUCCUUUUGGGGGGGCAGCGAGCGUCCCGUCCUUCUUGCGAUGCAGUUCCCUUAUCCACGCUUUGGGGUGCCACUUGGGGCUUUGCUGGUCGAACUAUUUCGACGACUUUCCGCUGAUAUCGCACUCCCUGUGCGCGUCCUCGACCAUGGCCUGCAUGGUCGGCUUUCUAAAGAAAAACUCCUCCCCUUUGAUGUGAAAGCGGAAGUUCUAGGCGUCCAGGUGGACUUGACUGGCGCUCCUAAAGGGGUGAUCCAGGUUAAGAACAAGGAUAGCCGGGUUGCUGAGUUGUUGCCAGUGCUGGAGGCGGCGUGUCGCGACAAGAAAGUCAUCCCGGCCCACCUGCCUUCCUUCGUCGGCAAACUUCAGUAUGCCGAUGCUCAGAUUUGGGGGAGAGCGGGGCAUUUGGCGUUGCAUGAUGUUCGAGCCUUGGUGCAUACCUCCAAAGUACCUGUGAGUCUAGACCCCAGUGGUCUGGGGCAUGCCAAGCUUGGUAUCCCGCCUGCCGCCAUAGGGGGCCUGCUCUUGUGGCCCGGGCGUAGUCAGCGGGCUGAGUAUUUUGGUUGUGCUGUUCCUGAGAACGUGCUGGAAAUGUGGCGCGCGGAUGGGAAGUCGCAUGUGAUCGGCCUAGUGGAGCUCUACGCCGUCGUAGUGGGCAUCCGCGCCUGGAAGUCGUACUUCGAGGGAAGGAGGUUGAUGACGUUCAUCGACAACUACACUGCGCUCGAUGUUGCUAUCAAGGGAUCCGCGUCUGUCAAACAGUGGCGCGAUUUGUUGUUGCUGCUCGAGUGCCCCGAUGAGACGUCCCCCACGCUCAUGUGGCAUGCAAGGGUACCUUCGAAGUCGAACCCGUCUGAUGGGCCCAGCCGGGGUGACAUGUCCCUGAUGGAAACCUUCAACGCCAAGCGAGCCACGCCUGUGUGUCCCGUGACACAGGUGCAGCUGCGGAACUUGUGA
Molecule: messenger RNA, 3363 nt
Organism: Symbiodinium natans
Lineage: Eukaryota; Dinophyceae; Suessiales; Symbiodiniaceae
Source: the annotation of a GenBank genome assembly